Staurois parvus is the source of this 370-nucleotide messenger RNA. Lineage: Eukaryota; Metazoa; Chordata; Amphibia; Anura; Ranidae. The record is from the annotation of a GenBank genome assembly.
UGCGUGCUGUUUCACUGCGUGCUGUGUGUGCUUUACACUGAGCACACUGCUUUGUAUGGCUGUGCUAUGCAGAGCCAUACAAAGCAGUGUGCAAGAGCUGACACACAAAGUAAAACAGCACACAGUUAACCCUUUGAUCGCCCCAGAUGUUAACCCCUUCCUGCCCAGUGCCAUUAGUACAGUGUCAGUGCGUUUUAUUAGCACUGAUCACUGUAUUGGUGUCACUGGGGAUGUCAGUGACACCAAGUCAGUCCCCCCCAGUGCUAGAAUGCCCGCAGCAGUCCCGCAGUCCCACUAUAAGUCAUUGAUUGCACCAUUACUAUGAUUGCCGCCAUUUGUAAACACUAUAACCAAUUAAUUUACACGUAUU